Messenger RNA from Anoplopoma fimbria (sablefish), 2878 nucleotides. RefSeq names its product SH3-binding domain protein 5-like, a (gene sh3bp5la). The transcript has 6 exons. NCBI's taxonomy places the organism in Eukaryota, Metazoa, Chordata, Actinopteri, Perciformes, Anoplopomatidae. Gene Ontology annotation, cellular component: cytoplasm. Bases 445 to 1746 code for a protein of 433 amino acids. Gene Ontology annotation, biological process: negative regulation of protein tyrosine kinase activity; intracellular signal transduction. Gene Ontology annotation, molecular function: protein kinase inhibitor activity. The record is from RefSeq and is a predicted model, not a curated record.
UCCUCUGUUUACUUCAUUUGCAAUGAUGAUGAUGUGAGACCGAAACUGCUAGCUAGCUAGCCUAGCUAAAGUAAUGAAGAGCCAGUAGGAGAUGGGGAACAACACAUGUGAUGGGGGGGAACAAACCGACCGGCCUCAUUUCACUCUUCAUUUCAUUAAAACUGUUUCUUCUUCUUCACAGUUUGCUGUAAAGUCACCGGUUAGCUCUGACGGCGUUAGCCUGUUAGCACGCAUGGCUGCAGGCUAUGCUAGCUAGCCGUGCUGCGGGUUCGUGUCUCGGUGUGAUUUGUUGAUUAUGGCACAUUGAAAAUCUGGAGUCUUUUCUUAUUCAUCCCUGUUGAAAACCACAAAACACACCCUCCAAAGACCGGGCUUCUGGACCACGUCGGCCGGAGGAGCAGGCUAAGCUAACGCCGCAGCUAGCCGAGACUGCGGAGGCCCGGAAUGGAGCCAGGGGACUUGCGUGAGAGCCCCGCCGGCUCAGGGGAGUCGGACGGCGGGGACUGGAGGGAGGUUAUGCCCGGUGCGGACAUGGAGGUCAAGGCUGCAGAAACUAAUGGGACAAAACUGGAGACUGGGCUCAGGGACACCUGUGAGGAGGCUGAAGGUGAAAAACAAGUCGGGGAGCAAUUGCACAGCCCGUAUGAGGAGGAACUGGACCCCAGAAUCCAGGAAGAGUUGGAGCAUCUCAAUGAAGCCAGUGCAGAAAUCAACAGACUUGAGCUGCAGUUGGAUGAUGCCAGAUCAGGCUACCGGAAGAUCCUCACAGAGUCUGCCAGGAAGCUAAAUGCUCAGAGCUCUCAGCUUGGUGGCUGCAUUGAGAAAGCAAGACCUUACUAUGAAGCUCGUCGCCUUGCAAAAGAGGCACAACAGGAGACCCAGAAGGCAGCUUUGAGCUAUGAGCGAGCGGUCUCUAUGCACACAGCUGCCAGGGAGAUGGUCUAUGUGGCUGAGCAGGGUCUGAUGGCCGAUGGCAAGAACACGCUGGAUCCCACCUGGCAGGAGAUGCUCAACCAUGCUACCUCCAAGGUGAACGAAGCCGAGGAGGAGCGACUCCGCAGUGAGAGGGAGCACAUGCGCGUCACACACGCCUGUCAGGAGGCCGAGGCUCGGGUUCAGAUGCUGCAAAAGUCCCUCAAAAGAGUCAUUGUGAAAUCCAAACCUUACUUUGAGCUCAAGGCCCAGUUCAACCACAUUCUGGAGGAGAACAAGGCCAUAGUGCUGCAGCUGGAACAGCACGUAGCCAAAGUGAAGGCCCGCUACUCCAUCGCCUUACGAAACUUGGAACAAAUCAGUGAGCAGAUUCACGCUCAGAGGGGGAGGGACCAGGCGGAGGGAGGGUGCACCACCGUCUGCGGCGGGCGGAGCCCACCCGUCGGAGCCGAGUCCGACGUCAGAGUUCAGAAAGAAGUGGGAGCCUGCGGCGGUGGCCCGACGGGGACGGAGCGGGUGGAUGCAGCCAUCGACCUGGAGAAAUACAAGGAGAAGGAGAAUGAAAAGGAGAGGGAGCGGGCGGGGUCGGAUUCACUUUCAGUCUUCAGCCUGCAGACCAUCGCUUCCGACUUGGAGAAAUAUGACUCCAUUGAGCACCUCGGGGACCUCAGCGAUGUAGGCAGCGUAACCGGGGAUGAGGGGGAGAAAGAGAGAGGCGGAGUGGUGGAUAGAAGAGACAAGCUGGUGGAAACGAGUGCCAAAGUGCGCCAGCAGCAGUUCUACAAGCAGCAUCACCGAAGCUUCAGUUUGUGAGGCUGUCAUAGAUAUAAACAAGCUAUAAACAAUACAGAAGCAAAGUGAGUUAUCAAAAAAAACAAACUACCAAUUAGGGUGAGCAUCCCUACCGCAUAGAUACCAACCAAAGUAUAAGACAGUAAAUUAGCUGUAGAAACUGGAUCGAUGCAGUUGUAGGUGUAUGAUAUGGCAUAUGUAAAUAAGCACACGUACUUUGACUGACAACACAUUAAUCUAAGGCUGACACUGAUCAAUAGUUAAUAUUGCUGGCUGGUUAGAACACUACUGGAAUCUAAAAGAGCUUUCAACACUCCAGGACAAGUGUGCUGUAUAUUCACGCCCCUCUGAGGGAUUCUGGGUAGAAUUUGUUCCUCGAGCAUGAAGGAACAGCGAAGAAUGAUCAAAAGAUGACGUUGAUCUGAUGUGGUGAGACUCUUGAAAACAAAAAACCCUCCAUUGUUUCCCCCUCCAGUCCCGUCGGGUCUUAUCAGCGAUUGCUUCAAGGUAGAGGGUGUCGCAGGGUCUCUCCAUGCACACAGAGAGCCACACUCGUCAAGUGAGUGUGCAGGGAAGAAUGACAAAAAACGUUCUCAGCCGGUGCAAGGUGAAAGCAUGUUUUGAAUUCACAUUUCAUAUAUUUAUUUCCAGUAACAUGCUGAAAGCAGUGGGGGUUUUUUUGGCACGAGAGAAUGCGUUUUUUUGAAAAUUCCUGAAAUGAAUCAGGUCUGAGACUGAAGAUGAUAAUGACUCUUUCCACUCCGACAGCAUGCACUCCUUGUUCUAUCUAAACAGACACUUAUGACAUGUAUUCAGGGCGAUAUGCUGAAACUAAAACUGACACAAUUAAAGCUAACACGAUGAAGCUGCAGCCAAGUUUACUUUUUAAUGUCGUAUGUCGCGAGAGCGUUUCCCAAGUUUAUUUUAUUUGGACAUUGUUUACAUUUGUAUGAGUGGAAUUCUUUGGCAGCAAAUACAUUUCCCCCCUUGCUUGCUUGUUUAAAAACAAUUUGCCCUUGUUGUAAUUUUGAAGUGUGCCUUGACACAGAACAAGUAACACUUUUAGCAUGAGUGGCACAUUGUUGUAACCUCAACUGUAGUUCUGUUUAAAACGAUUUAAAGAACAAGUGGGUUUGCGCCCUUUUAUGAUUUU